Messenger RNA from Thunnus maccoyii (southern bluefin tuna), 8577 nucleotides. RefSeq names its product citron rho-interacting serine/threonine kinase a (gene cita). The record is from RefSeq and is a predicted model, not a curated record. Gene Ontology annotation, molecular function: protein serine/threonine kinase activity; ATP binding. Gene Ontology annotation, biological process: peptidyl-threonine phosphorylation; mitotic cytokinesis; actomyosin structure organization. Gene Ontology annotation, cellular component: cytoskeleton; cytoplasm. NCBI's taxonomy places the organism in Eukaryota, Metazoa, Chordata, Actinopteri, Scombriformes, Scombridae. The transcript has 48 exons. Bases 150 to 6503 code for a protein of 2117 amino acids.
GAACGCGCAAAAUUUGAAAGUUUACCGGAAAUAAUGUUUGACCGAGAGGAGAACAGUUGUGCUGCUUUGCUCAUCAAUGUAUCCCUGUAAAUUAACAAAAGAGUUGUAACUACCUGCAUGGCAGCCUGGUUAUCUGUUGUUAAGCAGCCAUGUUGAAGUUUAAAUACGUGAGUCAGGGAAGCCUGAAAAUGCUGCCAAGCUCCUCGGACCCCAUCACCAGCCGCAGCUCACGACUUAAUCAGGUGUUUCAGGGUCGAGUCAGCCUGUGUGGGCAGCAGGGAGGAUGUAAUCUGGGUCGGGAAGACUUACUGGAGGCUCUGCUACUACUGUACCAAGAGUGCAGCUCUCCAGAGCUCAUGAAGAUACACCAUGUGGCCAACUUUGUCAACAAGUUUUCUGAAGUGGUCUCAGAGCUACGGGCUUUGCAGCCUGGGCUUCAUGACUUUGAAGUACGUGCAGUGGUGGGUCGUGGUCACUUUGCUGAAGUCCAAGUGGUCCGGGAGAAGGCCACUGGGGAUGUUUGUGCACUGAAGGUCAUGAACAAGACAGUUUUACGGACCCAAGAAAAUGUGGUUUUUCAUGAAGAGGAGCGGAGGAUUCUGGCUCUGAACAGCAGUCCCUGGAUCCCACAGCUUCUCCACGCUUUCCAGGAUAAAGAUCAUGUCUACCUGGCGAUGGAGUACUUGCCAGGUGGAGACCUGAUGUCCCUGCUAAACCGAUAUGAGGAUCAGUUUGACGAGUCCAUGGCUCAGUUCUAUUUGUCUGAACUGGUAGAGGCCAUUCAUGCUGUCCACCAGCUAGGCUACAUCCACAGAGAUGUCAAACCAGAGAACGUUCUCAUCGAUCGGACCGGUCACAUUAAGCUGGCAGACUUUGGAUCAGCUGCCAGGCUGACUGCUAACAAAACAGUGGCAGCUCCCACAGUGCCUGUUGGGACCCAGGACUUCCUCUCCCCUGAGGUCCUGGCAGCCAUGAAUGGGGGCUUUCACAGCACAUAUGGGGUAGAGUGUGACUGGUGGUCCCUUGGGGUCAUAGCCUAUGAGAUGAUCUAUGCCAGGUCUCCUUUUUCUGAUGGCACUUCUACAAGGACCAUUCACAACAUCCUCAAUUUCCAGCAUUUUCUAAAGUUUCCUCAGGAGCCGCGGGCCAGUAAGCAGUUUGUAGACCUGGUGCAGAACUUGCUAUGUGGAGCCAAAGAGCGACUGGGGUUCCAGGGACUACGCUGUCACUCUUUUUUCGCCAGUGUAGACUGGAACAACUUAAGACAAGUUCUCCCGCCUUUCGUUCCUGCGUUGCACGCUGAAGAUGACACCUCUAAUUUUGAGGAGCCGGAGCAGGCAGCCCCCCGGCCAGCCUCAGCAGCCCAGCGAGGAGCUCUGCCAGCGGGCUUCCAGGGCCAGGAUCUGCCCUUUCUAGGCUGGUUCUUCAGCAGAGCGUUAACAACAUUGGCCAAAACGGAGUCAGUGUCAGCAGGCCUCAACUCUCCUGCUAAGACCAACUCCAUGGAAAAGAAAUUGCACCUUAAAAGCAAAGAACUACAAGAAACUCAAGACAAAUGUCACAAGAUGGAGCAGGAGAUCUCCAGGUUCCAGCGUAAAAUGACUGACCUGGAGUCAGUGCUCCACCAGAAGGAUGUGGAGCUUAAAGCCUCCGAGACUCAAAGGAGCAUCCUGGAGCAAGACCUCGCCACUUACAUUACUGAGUGCAGUAGCCUAAAGCGAAGCUUGGAGGAGGCACGUGUGGAGGUCUCUAGAGAGGAUGACAAGGCCAUGCAGCUGCUGCAUGACAUCCGUGAACAGAGCAACAAGCUGCAGGAAAUUAAAGAGCAAGAAUACCAUGCCCAGCUGGAAGAAAUGCAGGUAACCAUCAGGCAGCUGGAGGAGGACCUGUCAGCUGCCCGACGCCGCAGUGACCUCUACGAAUCUGAACUUAGAGACUCCAGACAAACAAGUGAGGAUCUCAAAAGGAAAGCUGUGGAGUACCAGCAGAGAAUCCAGAAGGCCAAAGAGCAGGGCAAAGCAGAGGUGGAGGAGCUUCUCUCCAAACUUGAGAAGACUAAUUCUGAGCAGCAGGUGAAAAUCCAAGAGCUCCAGGACAAACUGUCCAAGGCAGUGAAAGCGAGCACAGAAGCCACUGAGCUGCUGCAGAAUGUCCGGCAGGCCAAAGAGCGACUGGAGCGAGAUCUGGAGCGCCUGCGAGGCAAAACCGACUCUAGUGAUACACUCAAACGGCGACUGAGAGAGACAGAGCAGGAGGGCAGGAAGACACUGGAGAACCAGGUAAAGAGGCUGGAGAUGGUUGAGCGGCGGGAGAAUAAGCUGAAAGAUGACAUUCAGACCAAAUCCCAGCAGAUCCAGCAGAUGGCUGAAAAGAUCCUGGAAUUGGAGGACAAUCUGAGGGAUGCCCAGUCGACAGCUCAGAGGAUGGAAACCCAACUGGUUCAAAAGGAGAGGCUUUAUGAGGACAAGAUCAAGGUUCUGGAGGCCCAGAUGAAGGUAGACCUGGCUGACAAGGAGAGCCUCGAGGCUAGAAGAGCUCAGCAGGAGGAGGAGUCGAGAGAAAACUGCAAACUUAUCAGUGAACAGAAAGCGACCAUUAAUGCCAUGGAUUCCAAGAUGAAGAACCUGGAGCAACGCAUCGCUGAGCUAUCAGAGGCUAACAAGCUGGCCACUAAUAGCAGCAUCUACACCCAGAAGAAUAUGAAAGCCCAGGAGGAGAUGAUCUCAGAGCUUCGACAGCAAAAGUUCUAUUUGGAGUCGCAGGCAGGCAAGCUAGAGGCCCAAAAUGCCAAACUGGAGGAGCACCUGGAGAAGAUGAGUCAGCAGGAGCAGACCAAGAGGACUCGUCUACUGGAGCUGGAGAGCAGGCUACGGGAGAUGGGCCUAGAACAUGAAGAAGAGAAGCUGGAGAUCAAGAGACAGGUGUCGGAAUUGACCCUCUCCCUUCAGGAGCGCGAAUCCCAGAUUAGCAGCCUGCAGGCUGCGCGUCUCGCCCUGGAGAGCCAGCUGCAGCAAGCUAAGACUGAGCUGGAGGAGACCACUGCUGAGGCUGAGGAGGAGAUCACCGCCCUCAGGAAUCACAGAGACGAAAUUCAACGCAAGUUUGAUGCCCUAAGAGACAGCUGCUCAGUGAUCACUGACCUGGAGGAGCAACUUACUCAGCUGAGUCAGGAGAAUGCUGAGUUGAACCGUCAGAACUUCUACCUGUCCAAACAACUUGAUGAAGCAUCAGAUGAGAGGGAGGACCAGCUGCAGCUCAGCCAGGAGGUGGACCGGCUGAGAAGGGAGGUAGCAGACCGCGAGAUGCACCUAAACAACCAGAAACAGAACAUUGAGACACUGAAGACCACAUGCAGCAUGCUGGAGGAGCAGGUGGUGGAGCUGGAGUCCCUAAAUGAUGAGUUGCUGGAGAAAGAAAGGCAGUGGGAGGCUUGGAGAGGUGCCCUGGAGGAUGAAAAAAGCCAAGCCGAGAGACGCACCAGGGACCUGCAGAGACUUCUGGACAAUGAGAAGCAAAACAGGCUGCGUGCGGACCAGCGUAGCAGUGAGUCUCGCCAGGCAGUAGAACUGGCGGUCAAAGAGCACAAGGCUGAGAUUCUGGCUUUGCAGCAGGCCUUGAAGGAGCAGAGACUGAAGGCUGAAAGUCUGUCUGAUACUCUCAAUGAUCUGGAGAAAAAGCACGCCAUGCUGGAGAUGAACGCCCGCAGCUUGCAGCAGAAACUGGAGACUGAGAGAGAGCUGAAACAGAGGCUGAUGGAGGAGCAAGGGAAGCUGCAGCAGCAGAUGGACCUCCAGAAGAGCCACAUUUUCCGUCUUACUCAGGGCCUCCAGGAUGCCCUCGACCAAACUGACAUGCUCAAGACUGAGAGGACCGAUCUGGAGUACCAGCUGGAGAAUAUACAGGCUGUAUACUCCCAUGAGAAGGUGAAGAUGGAGGGGACUAUCUCCCAACAGACCAAACUCAUUGACUUCCUCCAGGCCAAAAUGGACCAGCCCACUAAGAAAAAGAAGGUCUGUAAGCCAACUGGUAUAUUUGGGCGGCGUCGGGAGGAUGUAGGCACCACGACUAAUGGGGCGCUGGUUCCCCAGGCCCAGCCAGCAGUUCCCAUGCAGUACAGUGACAUGAAACUUGCUUUGGAGAAGGAGCGUUCAAGGUGUGCCGAGCUGGAAGAGGCUCUUCAGAAGAUGAGGAUAGAGCUGCGAUCCCUCAGAGAGGAGGCAGCUCAUUUCAAAGCCCAGGAUCAUGUGGCUCCUUCUACACCGGCUCAGGCCCGCCAUCAAAUCCUAAUGUCAGCCAUCGUCAAAUCCCCAGAGCAUCAACCCAACCCCAGCAGCCUGCUUAACCCCUCAACUCGCUGCAAGGAGACACCUGAAGAGUUUGGUCGUCGUGUGAAGGAGAGAAUGCACCACAACAUCCCUCAUCGUUUCACUGUGGGCCUCAACAUGAGGGCUGCCAAGUGUGCCGUCUGCCUGGACACUGUGCAUUUUGGACGACAGGCUGCCACUUGUCUAGAGUGCCACACCCUGUGUCAUCCCAAAUGCUCACCAUGUCUUCCGGCCACCUGCGGCCUGCCAGCUGAGUAUGCCACUCACUUUUCAGAGGCUCUGUGCCGAGAGAAGGCAAACUCUCCUGCACUGCAGGUCAAAGAGGCCAGUGGGCAUGUUCGCUUGGAGGGAUGGAUGAAGCAGCCUAGAAAUGGUAAGCGUGGUCAGCAGGGCUGGGAGAGGAAGUAUGUUGUGUUAGAUGGAACCAAAGUAUCCAUCUAUGAUACUGAGCCCAGAGAAGACUGUAUUAGGGCUGAGGAGGAGUUUGAGCUCUGUCUGCCUGAUGGAGAGGUGACUGUUCAUGGAGCUGUUGGAGCCUCUGAGCUCAUCAACACUGCAAAGUCAGACAUCCCAUAUGUGCUGAAGCUGGAGUCACAUCCCCACACUACCUGUUGGCCAGGCCAGUCCCUCUACUUCAUGGCUCCCAGCUUCCCUGACAAGCAGCGCUGGGUGGCUGUACUGGAGUCUGUGGUGGCUGGUAGCCGUGGAUCUAAAGACAAAGUGGAUGCUGAUGCUAAACUUCUGGGAAACUCUCUGCUGAAGUUGGAGGGUGAUGACCGUUUGGACAUCAACUGCACUCUGCCUCUCACUGACCAGAUCGUGCUGGUCGGCUCUGAGGAGGGUUUAUAUGCUCUAAAUGUCAUAAAGAACUCUUUGACCCACAUCCCUGGCCUGACCUCAGUCUUCCAGAUCCAGAUCCUGAAGGAGCUUGAUAAGCUGCUGAUGAUCACUGGAGAGGAGAGGGCCUUGUGUUUGGUGGAGAUCAAGAAGGUGAAACAGUCAUUGUCGCAGUCCCAUCUCCCAGCUCAACCUGACCUCACCCCCUUCAUCUUUGAGACAGUCAAGGGAUGCCACCUCUUCUCCUCUGGAAAGAUUGAUAAUGGGACCUGUAUCUGUGCUGCUAUGCCCAACAAGAUUACAAUUCUGCGACUUAAUGAAAGCCUCAACAAGUUCUGCAUCAGAAAGGAGAUUGAGACAUCAGAGCCCUGCAGCUGUAUUCACUUCACCGGCUACAGUAUCAUUAUUGGCACCAAUAAGUUCUAUGAGAUUGAGAUGAAGCAGUAUGUGCUGGAAGAGUUCCUGGAUAAAAACGACGUGACGCUAGCUUCAGCUGUGUUUGCUGCGUCCUCCCACAGCUUCCCCAUCUCCAUUAUCCAGGUUACCACGGCUCCACAGAAGGACGAAUACCUGCUCUGUUUCCAUGAGUUCGGUGUCUUUGUGGACGCAUACGGCCGCAGGAGUAGAACUGAUGAUAUCAAAUGGAGCCGUCUGCCUCUCUCAUUUGCCUACAGAGAGCCCUACCUGUUUGUGACCUACUUCAACUCUCUGGAUGUUAUUGAGAUUCAGGGACACGCUGCUCUGGGACCCCACUCAUACGCACACCUGGAUAUCCCAAACCCACGCUACCUUGGCCCAGCCAUCUCCUCUGGGGCCAUCUACUUGGCCUCGUCAUACCAGAACAAACUGCGGGUCAUUUGCUGCAAGGGCAACCUGAUCCAGAGCCAAGAGGGCGGCGGAGACCUGCAGCGUAACGGCUCUGGACGCAGUCCUAACAAGCGUGGGCCUCCUUCCUACAAUGAGCACAUCUCUAAAAGGUUGGCAGCCAACCCUCAUGCCCACGGAGAUCCCGGCACACCUCACCGCUACCGAGAGGCACGCACAGAGUUUCGGCGUGACAAGUCCCCCAGCCGUCCGCUGGAGAGGGAGAAGUCUCCAGGCAGGAUGCUAGAGAGUCGGAUCGGGGGGUCUCCUGGCAGGGCCAUGGCUGACCCCCGGUUAGAGCGCUCCCCGGGCAGGGCCAUGGCAGACCCUCGCAUGGACCGCUCCCCUGGCCGGAUGAUGGACGUACGUAGGGAGAGGUCCCCCGGACGUUUUGAAGAGCGCCAAAGGCUUCAUACUGGCUCUGGACGCACACCCAUAAACCCUGUUAACAAGGUAUGGGACCAAUCAUCUGUUUGAGAGACAGCAGAGCCACAUACCUGGCAUGAACAGAGAAAUAUAUCUUUGGAAAGGGAAAUGAGGGAGCAAGAGAACCAGUGAGAAUGUCACCAACUCAUGAUGAAACACUGCCACACAUCUGUUUUGCCUGACAUCUAAGCAGACAAACCCACAGAGGAAAACAACUGUAGCCGCCAGAGGAGAGAGAGAACGAGAGAAAUAAAUAGAUGUCAUUAGAAUCAGGUUAUUUUUCUCCAUGAACUGACCCGAGUCAAUAAAGGUCAACAAAAUGCCAUAUUAACAACUUUUUGAGCAGGGUUUUUUGCAAUGUAUUUGAGUAGCUGUUCUGUAUUUGAUUCCCAAAAAAAUAGGAUACAAGUUCUAAACUUCAGACCUGACUCGGUGGGUUCUGCUAGCUUCAGUUUAUUCCAGACAGUAGUGAUUACGAUAGAUAAGCACAGCCGUAGCAACUUUAUCUCACAAGUCAAUGCCUAAAUAUUUACAAAAUCAGUCACUAGUGAAAAUGGCAGUUCACUCAAAGUAGUUAUCCUAUAAAUACUGGCUCCUUUCCACGCUCUGCUCUGUCCACAGUAGCUCCAGAACAGGGCAGGAGUACUGUACAUCUCAUAGCAUUUCUGGCUCCAGCCCUGCGCUGACAUGUCAGCACACAAUCAUUAUCAGCUAAUUACAAUCAUUCUGCUAAUCUCAGUCUUCUGUUGAGACUUUGUAACAGUGACAGGCUGGAGCACAAACACAUUCAAAAUUUAAAUAAAUAAUGCCUCCUUGCCCUGUAAAACCACAAACCAGAUGAUUGUCCAUCCUUGGAUAGGUUGACACUAAAACUGCACUACCCACAAUCCCCAGCAGCAAUGGAGCAGGACCUUUCUAAUCCUUCAGAACGCUAUUUGACUGUAAAUAGACAAGACAUAAUUUUAUAUAUAUUGAGAAGGAAUUUCAAGGCUGGAUAAGCCAUGUCUAUUUUUGUUAAAGAAAAAAAAGUGAUUAGCUACUUGUCCUCUUGAAUGUCCAAUAAGUAUUCUUUUAAUAUGUCCAAAUGUCCUCUAUCAAGUGAGUGAUUGUAUCUGGAUCCAACUUGUGUAUGCACUUCCAUCUGUCAAAGGCAAACCUCAGUCCUGAAUUAUAUGAGAGGAGGGGGAAAAAAAAGAUCAUGUUUGAAGCUUACAACAUAGUACUUGAGCAUUUCUUUUUGUACAAUGUCCCUUAUAUUGUAUAUAACCCAAACUGUUCAAGGUGAAGAUGAAAAUAAUCUUUGUCUUUUUUUUUUCCUGAUUCGUAAAUGGCAUGGAUAUGUAUAUCUGAAAUGAAACGGAGUGUUGUCUUCUGCUUCUGCCUCAUUUGGGUUAUAUUUUUAUUCCAUAAUUUAACAAUGAAGCACGUAAAUAACAUCUCCUUCCUUUUUAAUUAUUCAUAUUUGCACAGUAAAUUCACAUGAUUAUGAUGACUAAAUCUCUACUUUUUAUUCUUUUAGAAAGCCACUCUUGGCAAUUUAAACAUUCAGUCCAACACUGAAAUACAUCCAAAUGUAUUUUUGGCUCUUAUUGUCAAGGUGUUUACACUUGGACAAAUCUUAUUUUACUUCUGUAUAUCAUAAUUUGAUCUCUGGAAAAGGGAAUAUUAUUGUGUUUUUUAGUUAUGUUUAGAAUAUGCACAGAUUAGAUGCUGUACUUUAACUUGCCCAGUGUGUCAGUUAACUAUAGGGCGCUCAAUAGGAAGAUAUUUCUUUAACUUUCUGAAGCUAUGAUUGGUUCGUUUUAGACAUAAAAUCUUCCUGAAUGUAUUUAAGCCAAGAUGAUAGAACUGAUUCAUUGGUCACAAACGUUCAACAAAGCACCCCAAUGCUACAGAUUGCACAAGUUUUCUACUGCUCUCUAUAGAACUCGAUACAAAAAAGGGUUAGCCAUCCUGUUUUGUUUUAUUUUUAUAUUCUUUUUAAUUUGUAUUUCUUUUCACAUGAUCUUGAAUCAUAAUGCUGUAACGCUGGAUAUGAUAUUGAUGUCUGCUAACAAAUGUUUUAUUAGCGUUCCCUGUAGAGAUUUUGUCACAGAAUAUUAAAUAUUAUAACCAUUGUCUUUCA